Messenger RNA from Hyphopichia burtonii NRRL Y-1933, 693 nucleotides. RefSeq names its product putative metalloprotease. The record is from RefSeq and is a predicted model, not a curated record. Gene Ontology annotation, molecular function: metalloendopeptidase activity. The transcript has a single exon. Gene Ontology annotation, cellular component: extrinsic component of mitochondrial inner membrane. Lineage: Eukaryota; Fungi; Ascomycota; Pichiomycetes; Serinales; Debaryomycetaceae. Gene Ontology annotation, biological process: mitochondrial proton-transporting ATP synthase complex assembly; mitochondrial protein processing. The coding region runs from base 1 to 693 and encodes 230 amino acids.
AUGAGCGGAGAAAAGGACCAGAUGACCACGUCGCCGCCGGAGAAGCUCCAGGGGUUUGAAUGGUGGAGAAGAUCGCUACAGUAUCGAACCGGGUUGGGUUUGAGUGCCCAAGAAGCAAAGCAGUUUGAACACGAUUGGCUAGCCACCAAGAAACCGCUUCUGAAUAACGCAGCAGAGGAGUACCGGGACUGGGUGCUAAGGUACUCGCCCACCGUGAGGUUUAUGAUGGACCACAUCCGGAAGCUUGGGUUUGAUAUUAGCUCUAAACAUAUAGUAUGUGAGCCUUGUGGGGACAAUUUGAAGAGUGGAGGAUUUCAUGAAUCCGAAGGAAUAUUACUUUGUUCCGAUCAAAUCAGAGAUAAAUGGCAUUUAGAAGAUACUUUGGCUCAUGAAUUGGUUCAUAUGUAUGACUAUAUCAAAUUUGACGUCAAUUUGAAGAAUUUAAAACACCAUGCCUGUACUGAAAUUAGAGCCUCCAUGUUAAGUGGAGAGUGUCGAGUGAUGAACGAGAUUCAGAAAACUGGCUUAUCUAACUUUGGUGAAAAAUUCCAACUGUGUAUAAAGAGAAGAGCAGUGCUUUCGGUUACUGCUAAUCCUUACUGUGCAAAUAAAGAAGAAGCAGAAAAAGUCGUCAAUAGCGUUUGGCAAUCUUGCUUUAAUGAUACCAGACCUUUUGAAAGAGUUUACCGUUAG